Molecule: messenger RNA, 13969 nt
Organism: Lottia gigantea (owl limpet)
Lineage: Eukaryota; Metazoa; Mollusca; Gastropoda; Lottiidae
Exons: 74
Coding region: 31-13050 (4339 amino acids)
Biological process (GO): microtubule-based movement
Cellular component (GO): dynein complex
Molecular function (GO): ATP hydrolysis activity; dynein intermediate chain binding; minus-end-directed microtubule motor activity
Source: RefSeq, a predicted model, not a curated record
AGAAUAACAGUGGUUGGUCUAAAAUCCGAAAUGUGGACCGAUAAACACCAUGAAUCAAUAUUACGUUUUAUAGACAAUCCAGACAAUAUGUUCAUGGUGGCGUACAACGAUCAAUUCCGCGGUUUCUGUAUCGAAAAUAAUCUCCCAGCAUUUAACGUGGAACAGAUCUCAUAUUUUAUCAAAUCAAAGCGUAUUAAGGAGAAAUUGGACCAUGAUAAUUUUUUCAAUGUGGUUCAAUAUGGAACAGUUAAAGGCAUGCAUAUUGAAAGUUUGUUACGAGUCAUGAUGGGAAUUUACGCGCCUAUUUUCUUCGACAAUACAUCAUGGCCUGAUAGUAUUAAAAAUGAUUUCUCAGCUCAGCUUCACAAGUUUCUAGCUAGUUUAACUGAUACAAGAUGGAAACUAGAGAGUAAAACAGUAUUAUAUAUCCCUACAGAGGGAAUGAAAUUACCAGUUGAAUCAGCUGCCAAAAACAAAGAACUGGUACAAAGACUAGAAACCGCCAUGAUCCAUUGGGCUCGUCAAAUUAAAGAAGUGUUAAACAGUCAAGAUGCCUUUGAAAUGUCUGAAAAUUCCGGUCCGUUAGAGGAGAUAGAAUUUUGGAAAAACCGAUGUACAGACUUGUCUGGAAUCAGCAACCAACUCGACAAACCGGGAAUCAAAAGAAUCACAGAAAUUCUGCAACUGGCAAAAUCUUCAUAUGUUCCACCAUUUUUAAAAUUAUCUAGUCAAAUUAAGGAAGGUUCACAUCAAGCAGAGAGUAACCUGAAGUUUUUAAUGGUAUUAAAAGACCCUUGCCAUGAAUUAUCCGAUUCCAAACCUAAAGAUAUUCCUGCAAUGAUUCCAAAGAUACUGAACCUAAUUCGAAUGAUCUGGGUCAACUCUGAAUUCUAUAAAACUAGAGAACGGCUUACAGGAAUCUUGAAAAAGGUAUGUGAUGCACAGAUACAUUUUGCCAGGCGUGAAGAUGGUAACAAGACAGAGAUGCCACACUUCGCUGGACAGAAAGGACCAGAGAUAGCUCGUGGUAUUCUGGAUAUUGAAACACAGUUUGAGAAGAACUUGUUAAUAUUACGCUCCGUGAAGAAAACUAUUCUAGAUGUCAAGGCCACAUCCUGGCACGAUGACUAUAACAGAUUCCGAGCUGGUAUAAAAGAUUUAGAAGUGAUGAUGCAGAAUGUAAUAUCUUCAGCGUUUGAUACAGUGACUACUGUCGAGUCUGGGGUAGAACUAUUAGAUAUCUUCAUGCAUCUUAAAUCUAGAGAGGCAAUCAGAAGAACUAUAGACAAGAAGACAGUAGAUGUAUUUAGUAUGUUUAAUGAUGAACUUAAUGCUGUCAAGAAAGAACUCACCCAGAAAGCUGUUUCUCUAUCCCCCUCUCAUCCUAAAUUCUCAGGGGCUGCCCAUUGGGCUAAGAUGUUGAAGAAGCGAAUUGAACGAAGCAUGAUGGUGUUGGAUCGAGCUCACUUCCUGCCGUCAAUAGGAUCAGGUGAAGAAGUAAGAAAUCAGUAUCAAACUCUGUGUGUAGCACUAGACGAAUACGUUCGUAAAACAUUCUAUGAAUGGACAACCACAGUUGAUAAGGAGCCACAGAAACAAUUAGAAGCUGCCUUGAUGUGUAGAAGUGUUGAAAGACCUCCAAUGUUGGACAUCAAAUUUAACAGACAAUUAUUGAAGAUGUUCCAAGAGAUUCACUAUUGGGAAAGAUUGAUGUUUGAGAUACCCCAUUACGCAGCUACAGUUUAUUCUAAACGAGAAGAUUUACGUGGUCUAAGGGAACAUGUCCUACUGGUGGUUAGAGACUACAAUAGGAUUAUCGCAGCGUUAUCUGAAGAAGAACGAGGAUUAUUCCGUGAGAGGAUAAAAUUCCUGGAUAAGAAGAUCCAACCAGGUUUAAACAAAUUAACGUGGGCGUAUAAAGGAAGCUCGGAAUUCUUCGUGAACGAGUGUCGUCUGCAAGCGAGUAAAAUUCAAGCCAUCGUGGAUGAUUAUAAGGGUGCUAAUAUGACAAUUAACGACCAUUGUUGUAAAAUUAGUGAUAUGCUCCUCGUUAAAAUUGACAGUAAAAAAGUGUAUGAAAAUCUCGAGUUUGAUGAAGAUCAGGCUCGACAUCGUGAAUUAGUAAAGAAGAGAUUAAAGAUGACACAUGAAGAAAUAGUUCUCAGUAUGAGACAAACUUAUGAAGUAUUUAAAAACGAUUCAGCAGAGGUUCAACAAAAUUGGUAUAGAUACACCAAGAAGAUGGAUAAGAUGGUGGAAGCAGCAUUUAGAUUAAAUGUGAAAUCAUCUCUACAAGAAUUGUCUAAAGCUAUCAAUGGUGAUGGCAAGUCAGCACCCAAUCCACUGUUUAAAGUUCAGGUGGUGUUGGAAGGUGACAAGGUUGAAUUUUCACCAACGUUAAGACAACUAGCAGUAAUAGUAGGUAGUAUAGCCAAUCAUCUUAAAGAUGCUAUAGCUGGUAUAGAACGUCUACCAGAUAUACUCACUAGAGGCAAGAAAAAAUCAGCAGAGCCUAUGGGACGAACGCGACCAAUCGCUGAAGAGAUAGCCAGUGAAAACGACAUCAAAAAGAUUCAAACAGUAAUAAAUAAGGGCAUGCAGGAUAACGCUGAAAAUCUACGCAAAUAUCUCGGCCAAUGGGAUGAGUUCCGAGAGAUUUGGGAAGUUCAAAAAGACGCUUUUAUCAGACGAUACCAAAAGUUCAAACCGUCUGUGGCUUCUUUUGAUGCUGAUAUUCAAAGAUAUACAGAAGUAGCCAAUAAUGUCCAGACUCAAGAAACCAUCUUGAAUAUCCAGUUUGUGCUGUUGGAUUGUUCCCCCUUGAAGUACGCCAUACAGACACAUUGUCAACAAUGGCAGAACAAGUUCACUACCCUACUCAGUGAAAUUUCUAUCUCUAAAUUAAAAGAGCUCAAUGAUUUCUUGAAAGACAAUGCAGAGAAAGUGAGUAAACCACCUCAGACCCUAGAUGAACUGGGAGAAAGUCUGGCUCUAUGGGAUAAACUCAAUGAAGACUUGAAGAAAACAGAAGAGAAGUUCCAGCCUCUCCAAGACCAGUUCGGAAUCUUGGACAAAUACGAAGUACCAAUUCCUGAAGAGGUGACAGGCAUGUUGAAUGAUUUACCAGAAGAAUGGAAUGCUUUCCAACAAACUCUCAUUGAUUCUGAAGUUAUGCUCAAGAAACACAAAGAAAAAUUCAAGAGCAGCUUGCUUGCUCAAUCAGAUGACUUCAAGAAACAAGUCAGUGGUCUUUUGGCAGAGUUCCAGAGUAAGGGACCAUUCUUGAGCACCAUUCCAACAACAGAGGCUCUGGAAACUGUGGCAACCAUUCGUGAACAGAUGAAUCAGCUAAAACAACAAGAGGCUCAGCUUCGUCGUGGAUUGGCCAUCUUCAAAAUUGAUCAGCCAGCAUCGAAAGAAAUUGCAUCCUUAGAGAAAGAAUUAGAGCAGAUAGAAACUGUAUGGGAGUUGACUAAAGAAUGGGAAGGUUUGUGGUCCGGUUGGAAGGUCGGACAGUUCCUGGAUCUCGAGACAGCUGAUAUGGAAACCCACUCUCAAUCCUUGUAUAAAAAACUUAACAAAUUCAACAAGGAACUUAAGGAUAAGAAUUGGGAGAUUGUUGAAACCAGUAAAAAUAAAGUUGAUCAGUUUAAACGAACCAUGCCAUUGAUACAAGAUCUGAAAAAUAAAGCCAUGAGACCUCGACAUUGGAGCAAGAUACAGACUGAAAUGGGAAGAGCUUUUGAUUAUAAAGCUGAAGAUUUCACCCUGGAGAAGAUUAUAGAAUAUGGUUUUGAUCAGUUUGCUGAGCAGAUCAACGAAAUCUCUGGUGCUGCCACCAAGGAAUUGACGAUUGAACAAGGUCUUGAGAACAUCAAGCAAACAUGGAACCUCACAGAGCUGGAUAUCGCUCCUUAUAAAGAUAAGGGUCACUUUAAACUCAAGUCCACAGAUGAUGUGUUCUUAGCUCUAGAAGACAACCAAGUUCAGCUGUCCACUAUGAAGGCAUCCAGAUUUGUCAAAGCUUUUGAACAGGACGUCGACUACUGGGAGAGAACAUUGUCACUGAUUCUAGAAGUGGUGGAAAUGUUACUGACUGUACAGAGACAGUGGAUGUAUUUAGAGAAUAUAUUUUUGGGAGAAGAUAUCAGGAAACAGUUACCUGGAGAAUCGAAAGCUUUCGAUGAUGUGAAUAAGAACUGGAAGGAAAUUAUGACCAGACUUGAUAAAGAUAGAAACGCUUUACGAGGGACGCAUCAUAAAGGAAUGUUAGAACAAUUAAACGACAUGAACGUAAAAUUGGAAGAAAUCCAGAAAUCACUAGACAUGUACUUGGAAACGAAGCGACAGAUCUUUCCCAGGUUUUAUUUCUUAUCCAACGAUGAUCUCCUGGAAAUUCUCGGCCAGUCUAAAAAUCCUGAGGCAGUUCAGCCACAUCUUAAAAAAUGUUUUGAUAACAUUAAAUCUCUGAAAAUGGGGAAGGCUCAGGGUAUUGCCCAUAAAUGGGAGGCUGCUGGUAUGUCUUCUAGUGAUGGUGAAUACGUAGAGUUUACUCAGACUGCUGUAAUAGAGGGACCGGUCGAGGCCUGGCUGUAUGAUGUUGAAAGAAUCAUGAGGUUCACACUCAAGGAAGUUUUAAAAGCUAGUCGUACAUCUCUGAAGAAGAACCUAACUAAACGGGACAAAUGGAUUCGUGAUUUUCCUGGUCAGAUCUGUAUCACGGCCAGUCAGAUUCAGUGGACACAAGAUGUCUCCAAGGCUUUGACCACCACCAAGGAACGAGGUGACAAGAAGGCUUUGAAAAGCAUGAAGAAAAAACAGGUGGCCAUGUUAAACAAAUUCUCAGAAGCAAUUCGAUCAAACUUGACUAAGAUCCAACGUUUGAAAAUCGUUGCCUUGGUAACCAUUGAAGUCCACGCUCGUGAUAUCAUCGAGAAACUGAUUAAGACUGGAUGUUCAGAUACGACUGCUUUUGAUUGGUUGAGUCAGCUUCGAACCUACUGGGAUAAGGAAAUUGAAGAUUGCGUCAUCAAACAGACCAACACCCAGUUCUCGUACGGCUAUGAAUAUCUCGGUAACUCUGGUCGUCUGGUCAUUACGCCAUUGACAGAUCGGUGCUAUAUGACCUUAACAACUGCCCUUCAUCUUCAUCGAGGUGGUAGUCCCAAGGGACCUGCUGGUACAGGUAAAACAGAAACCACCAAAGAUUUAGGAAAGGCUCUGGGAAUGUACGUUAUUGUAGUGAAUUGUUCGGAAGGUCUGGAUUAUAAAUCGAUGGGAAGAAUGUUUUCUGGUCUAGCUCAGACUGGAGCCUGGGGAUGUUUUGAUGAAUUUAAUCGUAUCAAUAUUGAGGUAUUGUCUGUGGUUGCUCAGCAGAUUCUGUCUAUCCUGAAAGCCCUGCAUGAGAAAUGGAAGAGAUUCGUGUUUGAAGGACGAGAUAUCGAACUACAGUUUUCUUGUGGUAUCUUUAUCACCAUGAAUCCAGGAUAUGCUGGAAGAACAGAGCUACCUGACAAUUUGAAAUCUAUGUUUAGACCAAUAGCUAUGGUUGUACCAGACUCAAAUCUGAUUGCUGAAAUUAUCCUUUUUGCUGAAGGUUUUGGUAAUACCAAGAUGUUGGCCAAGAAAGUGUUCACCCUGUAUUCUCUGGCCACACAGCAGCUGUCUCAUCAAGAUCAUUAUGAUUUUGGUCUGCGUGCUCUGGUCUCUGUGUUACGUUACGCUGGUAGAAAGAAACGAUCUAAUCCCAAUAUGGCGGAUGAAGAGUUAUUGUUACUGUCCAUGAAAGAUAUGAACGUUGCUAAGUUGACGUCUGUUGAUUUACCAUUAUUUAACGCCAUCAUGUCUGAUCUCUUCCCUGGUGUCGAAACUCCUGUCAUAGAUUAUUCCAAGAUGAAAUCUGCAGUAGAGGAAGAAUUAAAACUAGAGAAACUUCAAGUGAAUAAUCACACCAUCACCAAGAUCAUCCAGUUGUACGAAACCAAAACAUCUCGUCAUUCUGUCAUGAUAGUUGGUGCCACACAGUCCGGUAAAACUGUAGCCUGGAAGACUCUGCAGAAUGCCAUGACCAAUCUGAACAAGAAAGGAGAACCAGGGUUCCAACAAGUUAAGGAGUAUCCAUUAAAUCCCAAAGCUCUGUCACUAGGUGAACUGUAUGGUGAAUUUGAUCUGAAUACUAAUGAAUGGACUGAUGGUAUAAUGUCUAGUGUUAUGAGACAGACUUGUGCUGAUGAGAAACCAGAAGAGAAGUGGAUUGUAUUUGAUGGUCCAGUUGACACGUUAUGGAUUGAAAGUAUGAACUCUGUCAUGGAUGACAACAAAAUUUUAACCCUAAUCAAUGGCGAGCGUAUUUCGAUGCCUGAACAGGUGUCACUGCUGUUCGAGGUCGAGGAUCUUGCAGUCGCCUCCCCUGCCACUGUGUCUCGUUGUGGCAUGGUGUAUGCUGAUUACAAGGACCUGGGCUGGCAGCCGUUCGUCGAAUCUUGGCUUAGCAAAAAAACAGAAAAGGGAAUGGUUGAGGAACUGAAAAGAUUGUUUGAUAAAUAUCUGGUGAAGAUUAUGGACUUUAGGAAGGCUAACUGUGAAGAAAUUAUCCCUCUCUCACAGUUAAAUGGAGUUAUGUCCCUUUGUAAAUUGUUUGAUUGUUUGGCUACGGUUGAAAAUGGGGUUGACUCUCACGAUUCUGAGAACUAUAUUCGAAUGAUCGAACUUUGGUUCCAAUUCUGUAUGAUCUGGUCUAUCUGCUGCUCCGUGGAUGAGGACGGCCGAAAGAAAAUUGAUAAUUAUAUUCGAGAAAUGGAAGGAACCUUUCCUAAUAAGGACACUAUCUAUGAAUAUUAUGUCGAUCCGAAGAAUAAAACUUGGGUCCAUUGGGAAGAGAAACUGAAAGGAGGUUGGAAAUACAAUCCAAGUUUACCCUUCUUCAAACUGGUAGUACCUACAGUUGAUAUGGUACGAUACCAAUACCUCACCUCCAAUCUGGUCCUGGCACAGAAUCCUGUCCUACUGGUUGGUCCUGUGGGUACUGGUAAAACAUCAGUGGCAGAAAACACCCUCCAUAAACUGGAUUCUAAAUCAUUCAGUGUUUUGUCAGUUAAUAUGUCGGCACAGACGACGUCCAACAAUGUCCAAGACAUCAUAGAAAGUCGGGUUGAAAAAAGAACGAAAGGAGUCUACGUUCCAAUUGGAGGUAAAAAACUCAUCACCUUCAUGGAUGAUUUCAACAUGCCUGCUAAAGACACCUUCGGUUCCCAGCCUCCAUUAGAGUUAAUCCGUCUGUGGUUGGAUUAUGGAUUUUGGUAUGACAGACAGAAGCAGACGGUCAAAUAUAUCAAGGACAUGUUGUUAUUAUCUGCUAUGGGUCCACCUGGUGGAGGUCGUAUGGUCAUCUCUCGUCGAUUACAGAGUAGAUUUAAUCUUAUUAACAUGACCUUCCCUCACGAAUCCCAAAUCAAGAGAAUAUUUGGCAGUAUGAUCAACCAGAAACUACAAGACUUUGAAGAAGAAGUAAAACCUAUAGGUGACGUAAUGACACAAGCCACUAUAGAGAUGUAUAAUUCAGUUGUAUCAACCUUCCUUCCCACACCAGCUAAAAUACAUUAUCUUUUUAACCUCAGAGACAUCUCAAAGGUGUUUCAAGGUUUACUAAGAGCUAAUAAAGUUUACCAUGAUACUAAAGGUGCUAUGACACGGUUGUGGAUCCACGAAUGUUUCAGAGUAUUUUCUGACCGUCUGGUUGAUGAUAAAGAUUAUGAAGCGUUUGUUGGUAUUUUAACAGAGAAGCUAGGAACCAUGUUUGAUCAGACGUUUCACAAUAUCUGUCCUAAUAAACAACCUCCUAUAUUCGGUGACUAUAUCAGUACAGAUCAAGUUUAUGAAGAUAUAACAGAUAUUAAUGCCCUGAAGAAACAUAUGGUAGAAACUUUAGAUGAAUAUAAUAAUACUCCUGGAGUGGUCAAUAUGGAUCUGGUAUUGUUUAGAGAUGCUAUUGAACACGUAUCUAAAAUAGUUCGAGUUAUUCGUCAGCCGAGAGGUAACAUGUGUUUAGUUGGAAUUGGAGGUAGUGGACGUCAGAGUUUAACGCGUCUGGCUGCUCAUAUCUGUGAAUAUUCAACUUUCCAAAUAGAAGUUACUAAACAAUACCGAAGGAAUGAAUUCAGAGAUGAUUUAAGAAAGUUAUAUUACCAAGCUGGUGUAGAGAACAAACCAUCUUGUUUCCUGUUUUCUGAUACCCAAGUUGUUGAGGAAAGUUUCCUGGAAGAUUUGAACAAUGUUCUCAGUAGUGGAGAGGUUCCUAAUUUAUACAAACCUGAAGAAUUUGAAGAGGUACGCAGUGCUCUAACAGAUGUAGUGAAAAAAGAAGGAAUAGAUGAUACCCCACAGAGUGUCUUUAGUUUCCUAAUCAACAGAGUUCGAGCUAAUCUUCAUGUUGUCUUGUGUAUGAGUCCAGUUGGAGAGGCUUUCAGAAACCGUAUUCGAAUGUAUCCAGCGUUUGUCAACUGUACGACUAUUGAUUGGUUCAGUGAGUGGCCACAAGAUGCUUUGUUAGAAGUUGGUAAUAAAUAUCUUUCAGAGACUUCACUUGGUAGCGAAGAAGAUGAUAAACUGAAACCACAAGUAGCCACCAUGUUUUCUGUGAUGCACAAAUCUGUGUCUGAGUAUUCAGCUAGGAUGCUGGCAGAAAUGAGACGUCACAAUUACGUCACUCCAACAAAUUACUUAGAACUGGUAUCAGGAUACAAAAAGUUGUUGUUCAAGAAGAGAAAGGAACUAGGAGAUGCCGCCAAUAAAUUGCGGAAUGGUUUGAGUAAGAUCGAUGACACCAGAGAGAAAGUUCAGAACAUGUCCGUGGAGUUGGAAUUAGCUAAAACGAAAGUAGCCCAGUUUCAGAAACAGUGUGAGGAAUACCUUGUAGUUAUUGUACAACAAAAACGAGAGGCUGAUGAACAACAAAAGUCUGUGGCUCAAAAAGGAGAGAGGAUUGCCGAGGAAGAAACAAAAUGUCGUCACAUGGCAGAGUUAGCUCAGCAAGAUUUAGAUGAAGCCUUACCAGCUCUACAAGAAGCCAUCAAGGCUCUAGAAUCCCUGAAUAAGAAGGACAUGACAGAAAUCAGGUCAUACGGUCGACCCCCACCCCUAGUAGAAAAAGUCAUGGAGGCUGUCAUGAUUCUAAGAGGUGGAGAACCAACGUGGGCUGAGGCUAAGAAACAACUUGGUGAUGGUAAUUUUCUUAAACAAUUGAUGAACUUUGAUAAAGACAACAUAACUGACAGAAUCCUAAAAAAGAUUGGGCAGUAUUGUUCACAAGCUGAUUUCCAGCCUGAAACUAUUGGUCGAGUAUCAAGAGCUGCUCGGUCACUGUGUAUGUGGGUACGAGCUAUGGAAGUGUAUGGGCGUAUUUACAGAGUGGUGGAACCGAAACGUCAGAGACUGAAUGGCGCCAUGACACAGCUCAAAGAGAAACAGGAUGCCUUAUCUGAUGCCCAAGCUAAGCUCGCUGAGGUUGAAGAAAAGAUGGCUAAAUUGAAACUGGAAUACGAUGAGAAAUUAGCCCAGAAGGAAGAACUAAAACGAAAAGCUGAACAUACAGAGAUGAUGUUGGAUCGUGCCUCGAAACUCGUAUCUGGUUUGGCAGGGGAGAGAAUCAGAUGGCAAGAAACUGUCAAGGAUCUUGAAGAAAGAAUGGGUUUCCUGGUUGGUGAUUGUCUGAUAGCAGCUGCCUUCCUGUCCUAUAUGGGACCCUUCCUUUCAGACUACAGGGAUGAACUGGUUCAACAGAGAUGGAUGAAAGAGGUUCGAAAAUUAGGAUUACCAUGUGACCCCUGUUUUAGUUUCUGUAAUUUUAUGAGUAAACCAACCCAAGUACGAGACUGGAACAUCAAGGGUCUGCCGUCUGACAGUUUCUCCACGGAGAAUGGUGUCAUAGUGACUGAGGGCAGUCGUUGGCCCCUCAUGGUCGAUCCCCAGGGACAGGCUAUUAAAUGGGUCAAGAACAUGGAAGCUGAUUAUAACUUAAAAGUGAUAGAUUUACAGCAGUCGGACUAUAUGAGGACACUAGAAGCCUCUGUUCAACAUGGUAUACCAGUCUUACUACAGAAUGUCCAGGAGGAACUUGAUCCUUCUCUAGAUCCUAUUCUUAAUAGAUCACUCAUGAAAAUAGGAGGAGCCUGGAUAAUCCGAUUGGGAGACAAAGAAGUGGAAUAUAAUUUUGAUUUCCGAUUCUACAUCACCACUAAACUUAGCAAUCCUCACUAUCCACCUGAGGUCUCAACUAAAACUACCAUUGUCAACUUCGCUGUGAAGGAACAAGGUCUGGAGGCCCAACUACUGGGUAUUGUGGUUCGUAAAGAAAGACCAGAGUUAGAAGAACAGAAAGACAGUCUAGUCAGAAAUAUCGCGUCUGGUAAGAAGAAACUGGUAGAAUGUGAAGAUGAGAUUCUGAGAUUACUGAACGAAACUAAAGGUUCUCUGUUGGAUGAUGAACAACUUGUGAACACACUGCAGACAUCUAAAACAACUUCUCAAGAAGUUUCCGAACAGCUCCAAAUAUCAGAACAAACUGAGGCAAAGAUUGAUGCCGCCCGAGAGGGUUAUCGUCAAUGUGCUCAACGUGCUUCGAUCCUGUUUUUUGUGCUGAAUGAUAUGAGCAGGAUUGAUCCUAUGUACCAAUUCUCAUUAGAUGCCUACAUCGAGUUGUUCAUCCUGUCAAUUGAGAAAAGUCAACGUAGUUCCAAACUAGAGGAACGAAUCCUGAAUCUUAAUGAAUACCAUACUUAUGCUGUGUACAGAUAUACCUGUCGAGGGUUGUUUGAAAGACACAAGCUUCUCUUCUCUUUCCAAAUGUGUGCCAAGAUCUUGGAGCAUGCUGGAAAAAUCAACAUGGACGAAUACAACUUCUUCUUACGGGGUGGAGUGGUGAUCGACAGAGAAAAUCAAAUGGAUAACCCAUGUUCAGCUUGGUUAUCAGAUAACGCGUGGGAUAACAUCACAGAGCUGGAUAAAUUGAUCAACUUCCACGGUGUAAUAACAUCUUUUGAACAAUACCCACGAGACUGGAGGAACUGGUUUACCUCCCCUGAGCCCGAGACCACGUCACUACCAGGUGAAUGGGACAAUGCAUGUAAUGAACUACAGAGAAUGUUGUUGCUGAGGUCUCUACGACCUGAUAGAGUGUCAUUCUGUGCCACAUCUUUCAUCGUCAACAACUUGGGCUCCAAGUUUGUGGAACCACCUGUAUUGGAUAUGCAGUCUGUCGUAGAUGAUUCUACCACUAGGACUCCGUUGAUCUUUGUACUCUCGGCUGGAGUGGACCCAACAAGUUCCCUACAUCAAUUAGCUGAGAACUGUAAAAUGAGUAACCGAUUCCACACCCUGUCUCUAGGUCAAGGUCAAGCUCCCAUAGCAACUAGACUUAUCAAGCAAGGUGUGAAAGAGGGUCACUGGGUAUUCUUAGCUAACUGUCAUUUAUCAUUGAGCUGGAUGCCCCAACUUGACAAACUGGUAGAGCAGCUGCAGAUCGAGGAACCCCAUCCAGAUUUCAGGCUCUGGCUGUCCUCCAGUCCUCAUCCAGAAUUCCCCAUUUCCAUCCUUCAGCAGGGUAUCAAGAUGACCACAGAACCUCCCAAGGGAUUGAAAGCCAACAUGAAGCGUCUGUAUAAUCUGAUUACAGAGAACCAGUUUCAUCGUUGUGGAAAACAGGAUAAAUACAAGAAACUUCUCUUCUCUCUCUGUUUCUUCCAUUCUAUCCUGCUGGAGAGACGAAAAUUCUUGAUGCUCGGAUGGAACAUUGCUUACGAAUUCAACGACUCAGAUUUUGAGGUGUCCGAGAAUCUUCUAAGUAUCUAUUUAGACACGUAUGAAGAGACGCCAUGGGAUGCUUUGAAAUAUCUGAUAGCUGGUAUCAACUAUGGUGGACAUGUUACAGAUGAUUAUGACCGACGCUUGUUGAUGACUUAUGUUAAUGAUCAAUUCACUGAAGCGGCCUUGACAACACCAUUCUUUAGAGUAUCUUCUCUACCUACAUACUACAUACCAAAAGAUGGUCCACUGGCCUCGUACAAGGAAUACAUCAGUAUGUUACCAAAUAUAGAUCAUCCUGAAGCCUUCGGUCAGCAUCCCAACGCAGAUAUCACCUCUCAGAUUCAAGACACUAGAAUCCUAUUCGACACCCUGCUGUCCCUACAACCACAAGUUUCUAGCACUGCUGGCGAAAGUCGUGAAGACAAGGUGUUGGAUUUAGCAGCCAAUAUUUUCCGUCAGAUACCAGAGAAUAUUGAUUAUGAAGGAACAGCUCAGAUACUGUCCACAGAUCCAUCUCCACUUAAUGUGGUCCUCUUACAAGAGAUUCAAAGAUACAAUGCUUUAUUAGAAGAGAUCCGAUCUUCCCUGACGGAUUUAGAGAAAGGAAUCCAAGGUUUGGUUGUGAUGACCUUAGAAUUAGAAAACAUCUUUACCUGUAUCUUUGAUGGUAGAGUCCCACCAGCUUGGGAAAAGGCCUACCCAUCAAUGAAACCACUGUCAGCUUGGACCAGAGAUUUGGUUUUAAGAGUAGAACAGUUUGCUAAAUGGGCACAGACUGCUCAUCCUCCAGUUCUAUUCUGGAUGGCUGCUUUCACCUUCCCUACUGGUUUCCUUACUGCUGUAUUACAGAGUUCUGCUCGACUUAACAAUGUCUCUAUUGACUCCUUGUCAUGGGAAUUCACAGUGAUGACAGUGGAUGAAUCCAACUUUGUAAAAGGGCCUAUGGAUGGUGUAUUGGUUAAAGGACUGUUCCUACAGGGUGCUGGUUGGGAUAUGAAGAACACAUGUCUUAUAGAAGCUAAUCCUAUGCAGCUAGUAUGUCCUAUGCCUGUCAUCCAUUUUAAACCUGUAGAAAAUAAGAAGAAAUCAAGCAAAGGAACAUACAUGUGUCCCUGUUACUAUUAUCCCAACAGAACAGGUACCUCCUCCAGACCAUCCUUCGUGGUGUCUGUUGAGUUGAAAUGUGGUGAGAAGACAGCAGAUCACUGGACCAAACGUGGUACAGCCUUAUUGAUGAGUUUAGACUAUUAAUGAGAUACAGCUAGCAUAUUUAUAAAAGAUGAUUGGAAUCGUACUGUGAGAUAUUAAAAGAAAUGAAAAUACAUGUAGAGACAGAAUACUUAAAAAAAAAAAAAAAAAAAAAGGAUACACAUUUUUCGAAAAUUAAGUUUUAUACUAGUAUUUGACAAUGUCUUCAUUUCAAAAUCUGAAAUUUUUGGUCCUGUUAGUUUAACAUUUGCUGCUGAUUGUACAAUAUUUCCUGUGAUAUCUGAAUUUUUUAUACAAUUUUUAUUUCAUUAUUCCACAUUUUGUUAAGAAAAUUGUGGGAUCAAUAUCUUAUUAGAAUAUGUGAAUUUUCAGUUAAAUUUCUAAGUUUCAAACAGCAUUUGUCCUAAAUUUUUGGACAGGCUUCCUUUCAAUUUGUCCUCAUUCAACAGCAUUAUAUCCUCACUUAUCUUACUACUAAUAUUACCAUUAUAUUUGAAAUCAGUCAUAAAGCCAAAUUUUACAGAUUGUACAGCAUUACUUAGCCAAUUCUUUUUUCUUCCAACGUGGAUUGUGUUUGCUUUGUUAAAAUAGCUGAUUGCAUUACUGUUAAUUGCAUAUGAAAACUCUAUUAUUGUAAUCCCAAACUUUAUCAGGACACUCCAGAAGGAAUUCCAAUUUAAAAAAAUGAAUCUGAGGGGCAUCAGGUGAUCCAGAAGAGUUAGUAAGCUAUGUUCACUAACAGUAGGUUCUACCCUCAAUAGUGUAAAUCAAUUUCAAUUAUUCGCGACCUACUUCAAUUUCUAAAUUCAAGCCCAAUUAUUAGUUUAAAUUCACAUGAAUUUCCGUCCCCAUUUGUUAUUUAUUUAGUUAUAAAUUUUAUUAUUUAUAUUUAUUGAUAUUUAUACUGAAAUUGUUGAUAUAUAGAUUUGUUAUGGAAGAAUAAAAUACUGUAUCAAAAAUA